AUCUAUCCGCCUCCUCUUCGCUAGUCAUACGAUCCCUGUAAAAGUGGCACAUAUACAUAUCGUUCAACGAAAAGUUCCAAGUAGUGACAGGGGAACUGAUCUUUGUCCCUGUAUCUACCGCACCCUUUGGCCGUCCUUGUACCGACAAAUAUCUUUCACGGCAAAAUGUCAUCCGUGUCCGGACAAUGUAGACGCCUAUUGGUUGCUAUCGUUGUAAGCUGCCUUGCAUCGAAUACGAAGGCGUUUGUCCCGACCAGUGCGUCUUCGAAAACUCGCCCAUUCCGACCAAUAAGAGCGUACAUGGCGAUCGAGCCGGAGACGGCUCAAAUAAUCGCUGCCAGCGGUGAAUCGCAUCUACCAGCGAGUGAUGCUCUGUCGGUGAUAGGCACUACUCCGUACACGGAGGUUGUAGACGCCAUGCCCUCUUUGUCGACGGCAGCCUCGGAUGUUAUCUUAAAACCCGCUGCCGGACACACGCAACCCUUCUGGGGAACGCCGGAUCCCUAUCUGACGGCUGGAAGCUCUAUCGCACCGCCAGCGAAGAACCUGGCAGAUAUGGGCGUAGCCAAGACAACGGAACUCUCCAGUCUCCCGGAACAGGUGCAAAUCGCGGCUUCCAAGGGUUGGAAGAUACUGGAAUUUGAAAGCAUAAAAACGGAAAAUCUGUUGCCGGGCUUUUCACCGACGGGUGGUAUUUUGUCGGCGCACAACACCGCCAUUCCUGCCGAAACACCCGAGACGUUUGCGGCACAAGUCGAAUGGGCGGCAAAUUUUUUGAACGUUGUGGAUAAACUCCCGUACGCAGCGCUGGCGUACGCGUUUGUCGAAUUUUUCAUCCUGCGACCGGGCAUUGACUUGUACAAGGAAGAUGUAGAGGAAGAACCUUCGGAUGUAUUGGCCGAAACGAUUGUGACUACAGGAGUCCGCAUGGGUGCCUUUUGUCUCGUCGCCAUAUCCACCCUUGGUAUCUUUGGAUGAUCAGGAGGUAAUCUGCUGGCGUUUGUGUCCAUGGAAGCAAUCGACCAGUACAUUGGAAGUUUACUGUAAGAAAAACCCCAAAGUUU
Messenger RNA from Phaeodactylum tricornutum CCAP 1055/1, 1064 nucleotides. RefSeq lists its product with no specific name. The record is from RefSeq and is a predicted model, not a curated record. Lineage: Eukaryota; Bacillariophyta; Bacillariophyceae; Surirellales; Neidiaceae. The transcript has a single exon. The coding region runs from base 166 to 978 and encodes 270 amino acids.